AUGGCAAGAUUCAGAUAUUCCUCCGUGAUAAACCAGUCUAGACGCUCACUGUCGACGCAUUCACGACAACCCGAUGGACUUCUCCCAUUAGCAGGAAUCCGCGUCUUAGAUAUGACGAGAGUCCUUGAUGGGCUGAUGAGAUUCCACCAGCCAUACUGCACGCAAAUUCUUGCCGAUCUAGGCGCGGAGGUCAUGAAAAUCGAGCAUCCUACCCGGGGAGACGACACCAGGGCUUGGGGGCCGCCAUAUGCGAAAAGCUCCCGCGUGGGCACGCAUGCCCCAGGAGAGAGCGCGUACUUUCUAGCGGUCAACAGGAAUAAGCUCUCUGUGGGCCUUUCGUUCAAGGACCCCAGGGGCGUACAAAUCUUGCACAAGCUGGCUUCCGAAUGCGAUGUGCUGGUUGAAAACUACAUCCCCGGCACCCUCAAGCAGUAUGAUCUCGACUUCAAAAGCAUCAACAAGAUCAAUCCGAGGCUGGUCUACACUAGCAUCACUGGGUACGGCCAGACGGGCCCCUACCGUAAACGUGCGGGCUACGACGUCAUGGUAGAAGCCGAGAUGGGAUUGAUGCACAUCACAGGGUCGAGGGAUGGGCCGCCUGUCAAAGUUGGUGUCGCGGUAACGGACCUGACUACUGGGUUAUAUGCUACGCAUUCCAUUCUUGCGGCUUUGUUUCUGAGACAAAGGACGGGGAAGGGGCAACACAUUGACGUCGCCCUGGCCGACUGUCAAGUUGCCACACUUGCAAAUAUUGGCAGCUCGGUUUUGAUUAGUGGCGACAAAGAUUCUGGAAGGUGGGGGACGGCGCAUCCUUCAAUUGUGCCAUAUCGAGGUUUUCGGACGUUGGACGGAGAUCUGAUGCUUGGAGGAGGAAACGACCGCCUAUUCAGGAUACUUUGUGAACGGCUAGGGUUUCCCGAAUGGGCCACCGACUCACGGUUUGCUUCCAAUAGCAGUCGUGUUGCUAACAGAGCCGUGCUGGAGCCUCUUAUUGAGGAAGUGACCAUGACAAAAACAACAAAGGAGUGGCUUGAUGUCCUAGAGAAUAGCGGCAUGGCUUAUGCUGCUAUACACGAUGUGAAGAGUACGCUGGGACAUGAGCACGUUUUGGCUCGGAACAUGGUGACUGAGAUCCAGCAUGAGACUUGUGGACCUAUAAAAUUGAUCAACACACCGGUGAAGUUUUCCGAGUCGAGCCCUGGAAUCAGAGAGGCACCUCCAACUUUAGGCCGCCAUACCGACCACGUUUUGGAGCACAUUGUAGGGCUUGAUAAGAAAGAGAUUGCAGUUCUCAGGGAAGAGGGCGUAGUGACUUAA
Messenger RNA from Clonostachys solani, 1317 nucleotides. NCBI's taxonomy places the organism in Eukaryota, Fungi, Ascomycota, Sordariomycetes, Hypocreales, Bionectriaceae. The record is from the annotation of a GenBank genome assembly.